AUGCUUUACUUUUUUCCUUUCUUUUAUAUUUUUUUCAUUUUCUCGCAGAUUCCGUUUCUUUUUAUUCGCCCUAUUUAUAUUCAUUUUACCUUCCUUCUUUCUUUCUUUCUUUGCAUUUCGUAUAGAUUUUCAGAUUUCCUUUUCUUAUUUUCUUCCCUACAUUCAUUCUUUCUUUCUUUCAUUCUUUUUCUUUCUUUCUUUCUUUCUUUCUUUCUUCUAUUCUUUCUUUGCAUUUUCAUUCCUCCUCUUCUUAUUUUCAUUCUUUCUUUCCUUUCUUUUUUCUUUCUUUCCUUCUUUGAAUCACGUUUAGAUUUACAGCUUUCCUUCUCUUUUUAUUUAUACCUUCUUUCUUUCUUUAUUUCUUCUUCGAGUCGUUCCCUUUAUUUAUUAGUACCUUCUUUCUUUCUUUCUUUCUUUCUUUCUUUCUUUCUUUCUUCGAGUCGUUCCCUUUAUUUAUUAGUACCUUCUUUCUUUCUUUCUUUCUUUCUUUCUUUCUUCGAGUCGUUCCCUUUAUUUAUUAGUACCUUCUUUCUUUCUUUCUUUCUUUCUUUCUUUCUUUCUUUCUUUCUUUCUUCGAGUCGUUCCCUUUAUUUAUUAGUACCUUCUUUCUUUCUUUCUUUCUUUCUUUCUUCGAGUCGUUCCCUUUAUUUAUUAGUACCUUCUUUCUUUCUUUCUUUCUUUCUUUCUUUCUUUCUUUCUUUCUUCGAGUCGUUCCCUUUAUUUAUUAGUACCUUCUUUCUUUCUUUCUUUCUUUCUUUCUUUCUUUCUUCGAGUCGUUCCCUUUAUUUAUUAGUACCUUCUUUCUUUCUUUCUUUCUUCGAAUCGUUCCUUUAUUUAUUAGUACCUUCUUUCUUUCUUUCUUUCUUUCUUUCUUUCUUUCUUUUUCUUCGAGUCUCGUUCCUUUAUUUAUUAGUACCUUCUUUCUUUCUUUCUUUCUUUCUUUCUUCGAGUCGUUCCCUUUAUUUAUUAGUACCUUCUUUCUUUCUUUCUUUCUUUCUUUCUUUUUUCUUUCUUUCUUUCUUUUUUCUUUCUUUCUUUCUUUCUUUGAAAUCUUCUUUCUUUCUUCCUUUCUCAUUCCGUCUUUCCUUUCAUUUUUUCUUUGUUUCUUUCUUUGUUUCAUUCUUUCUUUUUCUUUCUUUCUUUCUUUCUUUCUUUCUUUCUUUCUUUGAGUCGUUACCUUUAUUUAUUAGUACCUUCUUUCUUUUUUCUUUCUUUCUUUCUUUCUUUCUUUCUUUCUUUCUUUCUUUCUUUCCCCCUUACUUUUUAGAAUCUUCUUUCUUUCUUCCUUUUUCAUUCUCAUCAUUUUUCUUUCUUUUUUCUUUCUUUCUUUCUUUCUUUCUUUCUUUCUUUCUUUCUUUCUUUCUUUCUUUCUUUGAGUCCUUCCCAUUAUCUAUUAGUAUCUUCUUUCUUUCAUUUUUUACUUACCUUCUUUCUUUCUUUCUUUCUUUCAUUUUCGUCUCCCUUCAGUCCAUUGUUUUCUUCUCUCUUUGUUUUCUAAUUCUACCAAUUUCUUUUCCUUUUCUUCAGCUUAUCCGUUCUUCCAGAUUUUUUUUUAAAUCUCACUCAUUCUCUUCUUCUAAUUUGUUCUAUUUUUAUUCAUUUUUCUCUCAUAGUUUUUCCUUCCUGAUCUUCACUUACACCUUUCUUCAUUUUCUUAUUUCGUUCGCUCAUAUUUAUUUCUUUUCCCUUUCUUUAUUGAUGUCAUCAUCUCUGGUACGUUAUCUGUUUCUCUUAUUUCUUCCUUCUCUUCUUUUUUUCUCUUUUUCUCAUUUUCUUUCUUUUCCUUCGUCUUAUUUAUCUCCUCUUUCUUUACUGAUGUUAUUGUUGUUUAUUUACGUCAUCUAUAUCUCCUCUUUUCUCAAUUCUCUAUAUUCCGUCUUUUUCUCUUUAUCUAUUUUUUUCCCCUUCAACUUCACUUCAUUCAAUUCGGAUUCAAUCCUUUGA
This is a messenger RNA of Acanthosepion pharaonis, 1944 nucleotides long. The record is from the annotation of a GenBank genome assembly. Lineage: Eukaryota; Metazoa; Mollusca; Cephalopoda; Sepiida; Sepiidae.